GGGCAGGCGCGGAAGCCCCUCGAGUGGUGCCACAGGAAGGGCAGGGCGCACAGCACAGCGCUCGCCGGCGCGAUCCUCGGCCUGAGUUCGGCGAGGCCCUCGGCGGCCCGGCAGGAAGGCCGUCGGAGCCUCUCAUGUGAUUGUAGGCCGUAAAAUAUUCACGUCGCUUUUCCUCGGCGUCUCCUGCCGAGAGGGCGUCCGCGGCGCCCCUGGAGCGGUCCUGCGGAGGCGCCCGGGAGGAAAUGCCUCCCGCCCGGGAGAGAGUGCUCGCGCGGACCUGCAUUCUGGAAACGGGGUGCUUGUGGUGCACACGCACUCACGCACACACACGCACACAGCGCCGCGGGGAGUAGAACUCCGGCAGCAGCUGCACGGCGCCCGCCCAGACGGCAGCUGCACCGCCGACGGACACGCCGCCGCCCGCCAGAUGAGAAAAUGAUCCUUACGCAUCGACUGGCACCGGCUUGCUAAGGCUGCCUCAUGGAGACCAAGGGCAUUCGAGGUUGAACUAACUCGGUCUUUUCGUGACUUUGAUAAAUAGAAUGACAUUAUUAGGAUUAUCUUGCACUUGACAAAAGGGAGAAUCAAUUUAGGCCUGAAAAAAAAAAUCUAUGUGUACCUGAAAUUGAGAAGUAAAGCUUGUGAUUGAGUUCAUAUGUUUUUGUUUUAAUUUUUUGAUAAUUAUUUCUAAUGUGAAUUUUAUGUGUGUGAUUUUAAGGUAUGAAGAAAAUAGAAAUACAGAAGUGAGAGAUUUGAAUAGAUAAAUCAAAUAAACAAAGAAGGGAAAACCGAAAAAAAAAUAAAAAUAAAACAAAAAAUAACGACGUUUAAAAACAACAACAUGUAUUUGAAAUUAAUCCCGAGUUUCAGUUUAGAAAGAUGAGUUAGAGAGAAAGAAAACAAAACUAAGAAAGGAAGAAAGAAAAAAGAGAGAAAGGUAAAUACUACUAACAAAAAAAAAAAAAAAAAAAAAACAGUGAUCAAAGAAGGAACAGAGAAAGGGACAAGGGAAAGAAAGAGGGAAACAGACACACGGCCGACAAGAGAUGGCGUCGUGAUCCAGAGGCGCUGAAAGAGGGAGAGGAGAAGAGGAGAAGAAGAAGAAGAGGAGGAGGAGGAGAAGGAGGAGGAGGAGGAGGAAGAAGGAAGAAAAAGCUCGCCAUGGGAGACUCGUCCAUCAGUUCGCACAUGAGAUGGAUGCUGCUGCUCGUCUUCUUCGCCCUUACGGCCAGAGACGGCGAGUGCCGAGCCGGGGUGCAGGAGGGCCCCAGGUUCCUGAUCGAGCCGCCCGACUCCCUGGCCUUCCUCAACACCACGGGCGCCGCCCUCCACUGCUCCGCCCACGGGGACCCCAAGCCCACGGUGACGUGGGUGACGGGCGAGGCCAUCCUGCAGGGCGCCACGACGGUGGUGGGCGUGCGGGAGAUCCUUCCCAACGGCUCGCUGGUGUUCCUGCCCUUCAGCCCGCGUUCCUACCGCCAGGAUAUCCACGCGGCGUCCUACCGCUGCCUCGCCUCCUCCAGCGUCGGCAGGAUCGUGUCCCGCACCGUCACCGUCAGGGCAGUUGUCCGGCAAGACUACGAGGUGCAGGUGUACGAUGAGUACGUUAUAAGCGGCAACACGGCCGUCCUCAGCUGCCGCAUCCCGCCCUACGUGAGGGAAUACGUGAAGGUGGUCGCGUGGGUGCAGGACGACGCCUACGUGAUCCAGCCGGGACUCGAGAGCGGAGGCAAGUACAUGAUUCUCCACGACGGGUCACUCCACAUCUACCGGGCGGAUCCGAGCGACGGUUACAGGAGCUACCGGUGCCGGGCGAACCACACGCUUACCGGGGAGAUCAGGGACUCGUCCGCAGGGAGGGUCAUUAUCACAGAACCCCACGGGAACGCUGCGCCGCGGCUGAGUGUGGACAAGCGGGCGACGGUGACGGUGCGGGCGGGAGAAUGGGCGGUCCUGCCCUGCGCCGCCCAGAGUCACCCCACACCCACGUACAGAUGGGUGAGACUCGGCGACGGCAUGAUGUCCGGCGUCGUGGGCGGCUCCUCUCGCUACUCGCAGGUGGGCGGCCUCCUGGUGAUCACGGGCGUGGGCGUAGGGGACCAAGGGCGCUACAUGUGCUUCGUCAACAACAGCGUCGGUCACGAGACGGUCGACGCCACACUGAGGGUCACAGAGCCCAUCAGCGUGCACGUGUCCCCCCGGCGGCUGGUCGUGGACAUGGGCAAGACGGCGGAGUUCCGUUGCGUGGUUCAAGGUCACCCGAUCACCUCCGUCACGUGGCUGCGGAACGGGAAGAGUCUCCCGCCGGAUGGAAGGUUCGUGACGUCCCCGCGGGAGGUGCUGACGGUGCACAAGGUGGGGAAGGACGACAGAGCCAUGUACCAGUGCGUCGUCACCUCCCGCCACCACAACAUGCAGGCGGCGGCGCAGCUGGCUCUAGGAGACUCGUCGCCGGAGCUUCACUACCGCUUCCAGGAGCAGACGCUGCAGCCGGGCCCGUCCGUCAGCCUCAAGUGCGUGGCCACAGGGAACCCGCCGCCGCAGUUCGUGUGGACGCUCGAUGGCUUCCCGCUGCCCGAGAGCGAGAGGUUCCUGGUCGGGCAGUACGUGACGGUGCACGAUGACGUCAUCUCGCACGUGAACAUCACCAACGUGCGCGUGGAGGACGGGGGCGAGUACACGUGCCGCGCCUCCAACACCGUGGGCGCCGUCUCCCACUCCGCCCGCGUCAACGUCUACGGCCUGCCCUUCAUCCGGCCCAUGAGGGGCGUGUCGGCCGUGGCGGGGUCGCGCCUCAGGAUCAAAUGCCCCGUCGCAGGCUACCCCAUCGUCAGCAUCGUCUGGGAGAAAGACGGCCGCGCCCUUCCGACGGACAUUCGGCAGCGUGUGUUCGAGAACGGGACGCUGGUGGUGAUGCAGACGAUGCGGCAGAGUGACGGCGGCCGCUACACCUGCCGAGCCACCAACCCGCACGGGCACACCGCCUCCAGGGACGUCACCGUUUCCGUCACAGUCCCCCCGAAGAUCAUGCCGUUUUCCUUCGCCAACAACAUCCUGAGCGAGGGAAACCGGGCGUCUCUCACCUGCCAGAUCUUGGAGGGCGACCUGCCCGUCAACUUCAGGUGGGAGAAGGACGGCGGGCCGGUGCCUCUGUACGACGGCAUCACGACGCGCCUCCUGGACGACUACCAGACGCAGCUCGUCAUCGAGAAGAUCAGCUCGAGGCACAACGGCGACUACACCUGCCUCGCCUCCAACUCGGCCGCCACCAGGUCCUACACCGCCACGCUCACCGUCAACGUGCCGCCCCACUGGGUGACGGAGCCGCAGGACACGGGCGCCGCGCAGGGCACCACCGUCACCCUCAACUGCCAGGCCGACGGCUACCCGACGCCCUCCGUCACGUGGAAAAAGGCCACGGAGGAGGGCAGCGGCAGCAGCAGCGGCGCCUCGGCCUCGGGCCAGGGCGACUACCACGAGCUGGUGUACGGCGCGCGCGUCGAGGUCUUCAACAACGGCUCGCUGGUUUUCCGCAACGUGCAGAAGUCGACGGAGGGCCAGUACCUGUGCCAGGCGCACAACGGCAUCGGCGCCGGACUCAGCAAGGUGGUCUACCUCACCGUCAACGCACCGGCCCACUUCCCGGAGAAAAUGGGGCGAGAGGUAGUGCGCAUCGGGCAGACGGCGGUGCUGCGGUGUCCUGCCCGCGGCGACCGCCCCAUCGACAUCCUGUGGUCCGUCGACGGCCGCCGCCUGGACCCGCACGCCGACCCCAGGUGGGCACACAAGGACUCUAGAAUUGAGGUGCGUGAGGAGGUCAUAGACGGUGGCCUGACCUCGGAGCUGGCCCUGACCUCCGCCGCCAGGUCACACUCGGCCACCUACACCUGCCACGCCGCCAACGCCUUCGGCAGAGACACCAGGAACAUCGAGCUGGUGGUGCAAGAGGAGCCCGAGCAGCCCAAGAACCUGCGCGUGGUGGAGACGCACAGCCGUCGCGUCAAGCUGUCGUGGACGGCUCCUUACAACGGAAAUUCUCCCAUCCAGAACUACCUCAUCCAGUAUAAGUUAGCUUCCGAGCCUUGGCCAGGGAUGCCGGAGCAGCUGAGCGUGCCUGGCGAACAGACGGAGGGCGUGAUCCACGACCUCGUCCCGGCCACCGCCUACCACCUCAGGGUCACCGCCCAGAACUCCCUCGGCCUCGGCACCCCCUCGGAGGUCAUCCAGGCGGCCACCGACGAGGAAGAACCGUCGGGUCCGCCCUUAGAAGUCCGCGUGACGCCCGAAUCGUCGACCUCCCUCCGCGUGACGUGGGAGCCGCCCGCGCGAGACCUGUGGAACGGCAACAUCCUCGGCUACUACGUGGGCUACAAGUCACACGUUCACGCUACGGACUACAACAUCCAGACGGUCGAGGUCGGAUCUGCGUACGGCGGCAGCACCACCCUGUCGGGAUUGCAACAGUACACGCGCUACGAGGUGGUGGUUCAGGCCUUCAAUAACCGAGGCGUCGGACCGCUCUCUCCCCCCGUCAUCGCCACCACGGAGGAGGACGCGCCCAGCCUGCCCCCGGAGACGAUCCGGUGCGAGGCGACGUCGUCCCAGAGCAUCUCGGUGGCGUGGCGGCCGCCUCCCGUGCGCGGCCAGAACGGCCUCAUCAAGGGAUACCGCGUCCUGUACCGGCCGGCCACUGACUACCCAGAUCCUCCACACCAACUAGAUACUCCCUCGGCAGAUGAGGAAGCUCAGGCGGAGACCACGGCCGAAAGCACCAACAUCUUCAGCCUCGAGAAGUACACCAACUACAGCAUCAGCGUCCUCGCUUACACCAGCGCCGGCGACGGGGUCCCCUCUUCGCCCGUCUACUGCAGGACGCUGCAGGAUGUGCCCGACGCCCCCGCCGGGAUCAAGGCCGUCAUCAGCUCUGCCAAGACGGUGCUGGUGACCUGGUUGCCGCCGGCCAAGGUCAACGGGAUCCUGACGAAGUACACGCUCUACAUGGCCGUCAGCAGCCAGGGGAGCCGGAGAGAGCUCCCCUCGCGUACCCUGGGCCCGGCCGAGACCUCGUACGUGGCGGAGAGCGUCAGCACCAAGGACAAGUACGAGUUCUGGGUGUCAGCCUCGACGCAGAAGGGCGAGGGGAAAGCCACGAGCAAGAUCGAGGUCCAUCCGAGCAGCAAAGUCAGAGCCCAGAUCGCGUCCUUCGGCGGCCCCCUGGAGGUGGCGUGGAAGGAGGACGUGCGGCUGCAGUGCCACUCCGUCGGGGAGCCUCCGCCAGACAUCGAGUGGAAGCUCAACGGCAACAAGAUCACUCCCUCAGACAGAAUACAGGUUCGUCCCAACGGAUCUCUGUUCAUCCGGGACGUGCAGAAAACGGACGCGGGGAACCUGAGCUGCGCGGCCGUCAACACGCACGGCACGGACAGCAUCACGUACAUUCUUACGGUGCAGGUCCCGCCCGCGCCGCCCACGCUCUACGUCCAAGGGAGUUCCCGAGACGCCCUCACUCUGCGCUGGAGCCUCCGCCCACACCACGCCCUCGUCCGGGGCUACAUCCUGAACUACAAGAGGGAAUACGGCAACUGGGAGGAGGUGGAGUUACACACGGCCAGGACCACGCACACGCUGUCGGGCCUGGUCUGCGGGUCUCGCUACCAGCUCUACGUCACAGCCUACAACAAGGUGGGCACAGGACUGCCCUCGGAGAUUCUCACCACGUCCACCAAGGGGUCGGAGCCAGUCGUGCCAAGUCGCUCCCGAAUGCUGGAUGUCAACUCGACGUCCGUGCUGGUCCACCUGAGCACGUGGGGCGACGGCGGCUGCCCCAUCCUCUAUUACGUCAUCGAGUAUCGCGUCGCGUCUGCCAGGGACUGGAUCUCGGUGGCCAACAACGUGGCGCCGAGCGAGAAGACCUACGUCAUCCGCGACCUGAUCCCGGCCACGCGCUACAUCGUGAGAGUGACGGCGCACAACCACGCGGGGUCCAGCGUGGCCACGUAUGACGUCACGACGCUAACGCCGGAGGGAGUGCUCCUGCCGGGCGAGGACGGCACGAAGGACCUGGCCAUCUCGCCGCCGCUGUACCAGGACCUGCGCGUCGUCAUCCCGGCGGCCGUGGUGGUCGUCAUCGUCAUCGAGGUCAUAAUGGCCAUCGUCUGCGUCUUCAGGAGGAGGAAAAUGCGCGAGCGGGGGAGUUCUGGCGGCAUCGCGGAGUCGCCCUCGACGGCCCAGAUCCAGAACCAGCAGAACCAGCACCAGCAGUACUCCGCGCUGCCGGCCAACACGCCCUCCACGCAGGACACGAGCACCAACAAGGAUUCCUCCGGUGCUAAGGGGGGCGGGGCGCAGUAGACCUGAUUUGCAUGCCUUCGUUCGGCGGCUUUUGUUCAUAGUUCAUGGUGUUGUUGCUUACACACAAACGCGGGCGCGCACACGCACACACAUACACAUACACAUACACAUACACAUAUACAUAUACAUAUACAUAUACAUAUACAUAUACAUAUACAUACACAUACACAUACACAUACACAUACACGCACACGCACACGCACACGCACACGCACGCAC
Molecule: messenger RNA, 6570 nt
Organism: Penaeus indicus
Lineage: Eukaryota; Metazoa; Arthropoda; Malacostraca; Decapoda; Penaeidae
Gene: Dscam4
Product: cell adhesion molecule Dscam2-like
Exons: 36
Coding region: 1162-6351 (1729 amino acids)
Biological process (GO): cell-cell adhesion
Molecular function (GO): protein binding
Source: RefSeq, a predicted model, not a curated record